CACACAAUCCACCCUCGCCCCCUCUUUCUCUCCUCCCCCACCGCUUGGGGGAUGUCAGUCUCAGCUGUUUCCGGCGCACUGGAAGCGGCGCACGCGCAUUCUGGCUGCUCCCCCGCUAUCGGCUGUUGUUGUCACCGCCGCCCUACUUAGCCGGGAGGCGUGGGGUGACCCGCGGCAGCCUUGUUCGUGAGGGCGGGGGGAGCCGCUGCCUGGCAGGUAACGCCACAAUUUGAGGCUUAUUUAUUGAAAUAUAUCUUCCGGGAUGAAGUAGACAAACAACAUAGGAAGGGUGUAAUUUAUAAGUAAUGACAGUUCAUUUGUUCCUAGAUGCAUAUUUAUUCUUUGUGAUUAGCCCAAAAAGUCUUUGGUGGAAGCAAAGAAACAAGUACCUGUGUUUGUAUAGACCUAAAGUCUGCUGUAGGAUAAGUCAUGCCAUUCAUCUUAGAGUUUUUCAUACCGGUGAGCCUCAGUAUAAAUGGGCCAGAAGCAGAACACUGUGGUAUAGCAAACACGUUUUCAGUCGUGACUUUUUGUAUUACAGAGUUUCUAAACUUUUAACUUCUUCUUCCAAAGGACUUGCAAAAGUGAACAGUCGCAUGUCACGAAUUAAGAAUACUAUAGAAUCUGUUUCAAAGGCAGUGUCUGGCACUCACAGUGAACUGGUUUCGCGAAUAGCUCGUUUAAAGUCACACUCAGGUACUUUAGGAAAGGAUACUAAAAGUAAUGCAGAUGAAAAUAACCUCAAUGUGAAUUUGGAAAGUGGUAAACAAUUCUCAGAUGCCAGAACUCAGGAGGAUUGCAACAGAGGCCUAGCUGCCAAGCAAUCCAGUAGCACAAAUGAAAACUUGGAGUUUGUGUUAAGCAGUACAAGUGACAGUAAUCAAGAUAUUCCAGAAGAUUCAACAUCUGCUAAAAACCACCUUUUUCAUAUAAGCUACCUUUCUACAAGUUUUGGAGAGACUUAUAACUUUGUUGCUGAUCAUAUCAACUGGUACUUCAGUAAUAUUUCUGUUAUGGAUCAAGAGAAGAAGAGGAAUGCUUUGUUAAAGGGCUCUAAAAGUGAAGCGAAGCUUGAUUCAUCAGAGAGUACUAUAAUUAGUGAAGAAACAGCGAAUUCAGCAGCUCCUUUAGCUCCUGAAACAGAGACUCAGGGUGCUGAGAAGUCAAAUGCUGCUCUUCCAGUUUCCACUAAAAAAAGUAUUGCAAACUUUCUUUCAUAUCCCAGUAACAGCGUACAGGCUUUUGUAGACAGUUACAUUGGUGGAUUGGUUCCCAAGUUAAGAUCGGAUACAAAAGUUGCUGCACAGGAAAAGAGUAAACAGCUAGAGCAAGAAGGGUCUGAGAAAGAUGAGGAGGAUGAACUCAAAGAGACUAAGAUUGCAGAAGAGAGGGAAAAACAUUUGUCCCUUCAGAGAGAAAAGAUCAUAGCAAGAGUGAGUAUCGAUAACAGGACUCGAGCAUUAGUUCAAGCCCUACGAAGAUCCUCAAAUCGAAGAGUCUGUAUCAGCAGGGUUGAAGAAUUGACUUACCAUCUUCUGGAAUUUCCAGAGAGCAGAGGAGUUGCAAUUAAGGAAAAGAUAAUCCCAUGCCUACUGCGAUUGAGACAAGCAAAUGAUGAAAGUCUUCAGGCUGCUGUUAGGGAGACUUUGGCAAUAAUUGGAUAUACAGAUCCGGUGAAAGGCUGGGGAAUUCGAGUCCUUGCUAUUGAUGGAGGAGGAACAAGAGGUUUAGUUGCACUUCAAACACUACGGAAACUAGAAGAACUUACUGGAAAGCCAGUUCAUCAUCUUUUUGACUACAUUUGUGGUGUAAGCACAGGAGCUAUAUUAGCUUUUAUGUUGGGGUUGUUCCAUAUUCCUCUGGAUGAUUGCGAAGAAUUGUAUCACAAGUUGGGAUCAGAUGUUUUUAAGCAGAAUGUUAUUGUUGGAACAGUUAAGAUGGGCUGGAGCCAUGCCUUUUAUGACAGUGAUGUCUGGGAAAAAAUGCUCAAAGAAAAAAUGGGCUCAAAUCUAAUGAUUGAAACUGCACGAAAUUCUAAAUGUCCAAAGGUAGCUGCAGUAAGCACCAUUGUAAACAGAGGAACACCACUGAAAGCUUUUGUUUUUAGAAACUACAACCACUUCCCUGGGGUUAAGUCUCACUAUAUUGGAGGCUGUCAGUAUAAACUGUGGCAGGCCAUUAGAGCAUCAUCUGCUGCACCAGGGUACUUCCAGGAAUAUGUUUUGGGCAAUGAUCUUCAUCAGGAUGGAGGCUUGCUUCUAAAUAAUCCUUCUGCACUGGCAGUUCAUGAGUGCAAGUGCCUUUGGCCAGAUGUUCCACUGCAGUGUCUGGUGUCGCUGGGUACUGGCCGAUACGAAAGUGCAGGGAAGACAAAUGUCACAUACACCAGUUUGAAAGCCAAACUCACAAACGUUAUCAGCAGCGCAACUGACACAGAAGAAGUUCACACCAUGCUGGAUGCACUGUUACCCCCAGACACUUAUUUCAGAUUUAAUCCUCUGAUGAAUGAAGACAUACCUCUGGACGAAAGUCGGAAAGAGAAACUGAGUCAGCUGCAGACAGAUGGAAUUCGCUAUUUAGAACGAAAUGAAGAAAAACUGAGAAAAGCUGCAAAAAUACUAACACAAGAAAAAUCAACUUUACAGAAAAUUCAUGAUUGGAUAAAAUUAAAGGCUGAUAUGUAUGAAGGGUUUCCUUUUCUUUCCAAAUUGUGAAUACGUAAUGCAUGAAACUCUGUAAAUGUAAAUCUUAUUUCAGAAAACUCAUUCAGUACUCUAGAGGAACAGUGUUUAUUGUGGGUGAACAACAUCUUUGGAAGCUGUCCUUAGAACUCUAGUGCAAGGAUGGCUGUUUUGUGCACACUUACCUUGAUAUCAAGUUUUACGGUGUUAAUUAUGAUUUUUGAACUUUAGGGAUCUUACUGUUGUUCUUAUUCAAUUUGUUGAAGUCGGUAAAACUGAAAAUUAUGAAAACGAUGCAUUUUUCAAUGUAUGUACCAUAUUUAUAAUUGGAGCAAGAUUCGGUCAGCCACCAGGCUCAUUGAAAAUAAACGAAUUAAUGACAAAUAAAAUCUUCACUCACCUUAGGUAGGCAGCAUACUUGUUAGGCUCUUAUGUAGCCAGUGAAUUUAAUAGAAAUGAAACCAAAAACAAAAAGAAACUUUGCUUGUGUUAAUUGCACUUUUACAUUUGAAAGAUAACCUCUAAAUUCUUUUUCUUUUCAGUGGUUUUUGUACAUAACUAUUCAGUAAGAUGUUUGGAUGACUAUAAAUGCCAUAUUAAAUUAUGAAGAUUAACUGAUAUUUUUAAGACUUGCUGCCUUUUUUUUUUUUAAUGACUUCAGAUUGGUUUGUUCAUUAUUUGGAAAUAAUCCCAAGCCCUCCAACUUCAUUUGAGCUGCUGUUCUUAUCUGAAGGUAAAGGAAAUAAAACUUUAAAAAGUUCACUAGUUAUGCAAGUGAGAAGCUUGUUAUAGAAGCUUCAGUUUUUGAUGCCAAACUUCAGACGUCAAGAAAAAUUUAGCAGUUGGUACUUGAAAUAAUAAAUUAUGCAUUGCCUUUUAUCUUUCAACUUUCAUACGUACACUCUCUUGAAAUUAUGUGAAGUUUUAUUUACAGCUUACUAUGGUCUUACUACUCAUUGCAUUGCAACCUCUUGCUUAUGUUAAGCGAGGUGGUGUGGUAAGCAGUGCCGAUUCAGUAUGUUAAUGAAACAUUUUCAACAACACUAUUAGAAACACUGUAAGUGCAAUGAAAUGUGAGUUAGCUGCUGUCAUCUGUUGGGCAUCAAUACAAGUCAAGCACUCUUCUCUGGGUGACUUUUUACAUCUUAGUAGGCAGCUACAUGGAACAGCUUACUGUGUAACAUGUCCAAUUUCACCAAAAGGCAACAUUUGUCCAUUUGCCUUUCAGGGGUUAUAAACUGCCAUUGCAUUGUUUUCUAAACCUUGACACUGUUUUCUCACCUUGACAGUCACCUUCUCAACUUGUCUUCUUCAAUCAAAUGGUAGUAGAUUCUUUUAAGAAGGGGACAUGGAAGAGGACAACAGAGAUCCUCAGGGGCUGCCACAUAGCAUUUUGUGACUGUGGGAAAGUAUUUGAUUUGGGCUGGUUUUUAUUUUUCAAUGUGUGAAAAAGUUUUACCUGUCUGAGUAUUUUGUUUUUUCUUUACUCAAAUACCCAUUGUUUCCAGUGUUCCCUCAGUUCUCGGACUUGUUUGGUCAGUGAAGCUAGUCGGUGCCAUUAGCACAAAACAACCUGAAGCCUUCAAUUCUUUAUUUAACGCUUCCCCAUGCAAACAAAUUCUAGGUGCAUAAGGAUUAAAGAAGUGUUUAUUAUUCAGCAUGUGAGGAAGGAAAAAGAGGAGAAACGAAGAGAAAGAAAAGUUCUGAAGUUACACUGAUUUAAAGAUAAGAAGUGAAAGAAUGUGUGUUUUUUAUUGACCAGGGUUUGGUGUUUGUUUUUCUUCUUUUUUGUGUUGUUUGUGUGGUGGUGGUUCUGGUCAUUCCUUUUUUACUGUGAACAAAAAUAGUUCCUUGAAUAGGGCAAUAAAAAGUUUUAUGAUCUUGA
Meleagris gallopavo (turkey) is the source of this 4566-nucleotide messenger RNA. Lineage: Eukaryota; Metazoa; Chordata; Aves; Galliformes; Phasianidae. The record is from RefSeq and is a predicted model, not a curated record.